UACUGAGAGAUCAGAAGGUCCUGCACUCUUGAACAGACGCUCCUUACCUGGAGCUCCGGGCUGAAAUAUGAAGUUUUCUCUUUGGCCAGUUGCUUUGUAUGCUUUGGCCCUUCUGUCUUUUCUGAGUCAAUGUGCAACAGCAUUGGAGAGACACUACUACAUUGCUGCAGUUAACAUUAAUUGGGAUUAUACAACAAAUGGAACCCAAAGUGUUGGUCCCAUCUAUAGAAAGACAGUGUACAGGGAAUAUGACCCAGGUUUCAAAAAGGCUAAAACAACUCCAUGGUCAGGGCUGCUGGGACCCACGCUCCAUGGCCAAGUUGGUGACACCAUCAUUGUCACUUUUAGGAACAUGGCGGAUCAUCCCUGUAGUAUCCAUUCACAUGGUAUUGCUUAUGGAAAACAGUCUGAAGGAGCGUUAUACUUUGACAACACUUCCCAGUUUGAGAAAGAGGAUGAUGUCAUAUUUCCUGGCAAAGAGCAUACAUACUACUGGGAGGUAACUCCAGAGGUGGCUCCACAUGCUGCAGAUCCCCCGUGUGUCACAUACACAUAUUUCUCACACAAUGAUAUUGUCAAGGACUACAACACAGGCCUGAUUGGUACACUGUUAAUUUGUAAGAAUGGCAGUCUUGAUGAGUCUGGAAAGCAGGUCCAUUUCCAUCAGGAAUUCACACUGUUGUUCGGGGUGUUUGAUGAGAGCAACACCUGGUACAGCAAAAGGGAUGCACCACUUCAGGAGAAUGUGAAAUACACAAUCAAUGGCUUCACAAAUGGCACUGUCCCUGAUCUUAAUGUGUGUGCACAUUCCAAAGUAACCUGGCACUUGAUCGGUAUGAGUUCUGAGCCAGAGCUUUUUUCCGUGCACUUCAAUGGCCAGGUUCUACAGCAGAGUGGGCACAAGGUGUCUUCAAUCGGCAUUAUCAGUAGCACAGCUACUAGUGCAGAGAUGGUGGCCAUCUACCCUGGUCGCUGGCUUCUCUCUUCUCACAUUAGCAAACACUUGGAAGCUGGGAUGCAUGGUUUCCUGAAUGUUAAUACAUGUGAAGAGUUUAUUGCACCAAAGCGAAAGCUCACCAUCCAACAAAGGCGAGAGAGUCAAGAAUGGAUUUACUACAUUGCAGCUGAGGAGAUAAUUUGGGAUUAUGCCCCAAAUUUGCCAGAUAAUGUGGACAGGGAUUUUCGGUCCACGUACUUAAAACAGGGCAUAGGACGGAUUGGUAAGAAAUAUAAAAAAGCUGUGUUCACCCAGUAUACAGAUGAGUCAUUUAAAGAAAGGGCAGAACAGAAACAAAGGAAGAAAGAGUUGGGAAUUCUUGGUCCUGUGAUCAGAGCACAGAUCAGAGACAUAAUAAAGAUUGUGUUCAAAAACAAAGCAUCACGUCCAUACAGCAUUUAUCCUCAUGGAUUAACCAUUGAUAAAGCAGCAGAGGGAGCCAAUUACCCGGAGGGAGGGUACCAGAGCCAUGCAGUGCAACCAGGGGAGACUUACACAUAUGUGUGGCGAGUCAUUGAGGAGGACGAACCAUUAAACAGUGAUUCAAGAUGUCUGACCAGGAUGUACCAUAGUGCAGUGAACACUCCACGAGACAUUGCUUCAGGCCUUGUUGGGCCACUUCUCAUCUGCAAAAGCCAAUCCCUCAGUACCAGGAAUGUCCAGCUGAGAGCAGACAAGGAACAGCAUGCUAUGUUUGCAGUUUUUGAUGAAAACAAGAGUUGGUACCUAAAUGAAAACAUCAUCACAUACUGUGGUGAACCAAAAAAUGUAAAACCAGAUGACCUAGAGUUCUAUAAAUCAAAUGUUAUGCACACAAUCAAUGGUUAUGUUUAUGAAAGUGGCCAGGUCCUGGGGUUUUGCAAUGGUGAGAUUGCAACUUGGCAUGUGUCUAGUGUUGGGGAACAAGAUGACAUCCAAACAGCCACAUUUUAUGGACACACAUUUGAGCUUAACAACAAAGAGGAGGACAUCCUUAGUCUGUUCCCCAUGACAGGAGAGACAAUCUCCAUGAACAUGGCUAAUAUUGGAGUUUGGCUAAUGGCAUCACUGAAUACACACGAGACUCAAAAAGGAUUAAGAGUGAAGUUUCAGGAUGUUGAAUGCUUUAGGGAUUACGUCGUGGAAAAUUCUUACAAUUAUGAUGAUUAUGAUCCAGUACCAGAGGUACCAGAGACCUUCAGUGUGUGGAAACCCAUAGAUGAGACAGUAUUGAAAAAGGAGAAAUCAAAAUCAAAGCCAAGCACAACUGCUGUUAUUGAUCCAGACUCUGAUGAUUAUGCAGUUCUUCUUGGUAUAAGGUCACAGAAAUACACAAGUGAAAAUGAUAUGGAAGAGUUAGACCUUUCUAUCUUAGAUACUACUGAUGAUACGCUACUUCACACUGAUGUGACCCAAAACAUAACCCAUUUGGGGUUUGAAUUUGAUGACAACAACCUUACAACAAAAGCUGUUCAAAAUGAAAGCACAAUCGAGUCACCGAUCAAAUUAUCUCUGGAGUCGGCACCUGCUAACUCCAGAAUCAGUGGAACUAACCGUAUCACCACUUUUCCCCAUAACGUCUCACUUCUACAAAAUAUUGAUGGUGAAAUCACCUCAGAGAACAAACACAAUACAUCAUUAGUAACAGAAGAGAUAAGGCCUUUGCUAUCAACCCAAACCUCAAAGACUCAUAAAGAGAACGUAACAGAGGCACAGACCCUGGAAUUCUUAAUGAUGAACUCUGUGGAGGUGGUAGAUGACAAUGACAGGUCAAGGGACAACAUAUUUAUUUACAGUGUACCUGCUCCUAACUCUCAUAUUAGCAUUACAGACGUUGAAGAUAUGAAAGAUUUUGUGCUACUGGAUAAUGUUGAACGAAUAGAAACAAAAAGCCAUAAGCAUUUAGUUGAGUACAACAUCUCACCUACAGAACUUCCUAACAAAAGCAUUUUGGAACAGCUUGAGGAUGCCCAAGAAUUAAAUCAUACAAAUAAGAACUCAGAAUCAUUAUAUGAAAUAAGUCAAGAAGUGAAUAACCCGAAAGUAGUCUCAGAUUUUACACUGAAGGUCAUUCAAGAAUUGAAUGGCACCCAAGUGGACUCUGAAUUUUCAGUGGAUGAAGCUAAAAAAUUAAAUAACACCCAAGUGGACUCCGAAUUUUCAGUGGAUGAAGCUAAAAAAUUAAAUAACACCCAAGUGAUCUCUGAAUUUUCAGUUGAGGAACAAAAGGAAUUAAAUAGCACCCAAGCGGACUAUGAAUUUUCAGUGGAGGAAGACAAAGAAUUAAAUAGCACCCGGGUGGACUAUGAAUUUUCAGUGGAGGGAGAAAAAGAAUUAAAUAGCACCCAACUGGACUACACAUUUUCAGUGGAGGAAGAUAAAGAAUUAAAUAGCACCCAAGUGGACUACACAUUUUCAGUGGAGGAAGACAAAGAAUUAAAUAGCACCCAAGUGGACUCUGAAUUUUCAGUCAGUGAAAAUAAAGAAUUAAAUAGCACCCAAGUGGACUCCGAAUUUUCAGUCAGUGAAGAUAAAGAAUUAAAUAAUACCCAAGUGGACUUCGAAUUUUCAGUUGAUGAAGAUAAAGAAGUAAAUAAUACCCAAGUGGACUCUGAAUUUUCAGUGCAGGAAAAUAUCAGACACAUCACCCAGGAGGAGGUCAGAGAACUUACUAGCACCCAGGACUACCCAUACUCAAACAUUCAAAAAUCCAACAACAUGCUGUAUGGUUCUGACACAUUCCUUGGACGUGAAAGCAUAGAGAGAACAAACUUUCCUCAGAAUGAUACAUUCUCUGCCAUAGUUCCUUUCACUGACUAUGCACAUAAUGAGACAAUGACUUCGAAAGUCAGUAACCUCUGGACAUCAUCAGAAGAGUUAAAUUCAGAGAGCCUUAAGAAUACUUCCUUUUCUAAUGGCAUUUUCAACCUUUCAUCUGCAGAAAGUAACUCCUCCCACACUAAUAUCCUACUGCCAGACAGUAAUUCAGAGCAGUUUACACCAGAAAAGAGUCUUAAUGAAGUGGUUAUUUACCUAAAGGACAGUAACAACACUAUGGUCAUUCUCACCACACCUUUGGAUACACAAGCAAAGAACUGGAGUUAUGACAGCAAACAUGAGCUGGUGCCGGUGAAGUUCGCAGAUUACAUGAACAAAUACAUAACAGACAAGCAACCAAACAGUGCCAAUGAAGAGAAGAAAAAAGUUCAUCUACAAAGGGUGACACCGAUGAAAGGGUAUGGCAUGAAGACAAAAAAAAAAAAGGCAUACAAACCACAACUUCGUAGUGACAUCUCUCCACGAAGCUUCUCUCCACGGGGUUUUGCUCCUUCUCAGUUAACACCAAGGACUACCAAGCCCAACUUCAGUGAAGAAGACAUACUGCCAAAAGCAAUAGUCCUAGGAAUUCCCAGGAAUGACUUCAAUGACUAUGAAAUAUAUGUUCCUCGUGAUGAUCUGGAUUUUGAUAAUGAGAACACCCAUGAUGAAAAAGAAGAAUAUGAAUAUGUUGAAUACAAAGACCCAUAUGGUAAACCACCUCAAACAGAAACUGAUGUACUCGAUGAAGUAACUAAAUAUUCCUUGCAAAUGGCUGGCAGCAAGACUAGGGUCUACUUCAUCACUGCUGAAGAAGUUAACUGGGAUUAUGCAGGCUAUGGACAAAGGAGGGAAGAUAAAGCCUCAGUGAAGGAGAGGCCCACGCUGUUCAAGAAAGUGCUCUUCAGAUCAUAUUUGGACAGCUCCUUUACAACACCAGACUCUCGUGGAGAAGUCGAAGAGCAUCUUGGCAUCAUGGGUCCAGUCAUUAAGGCUGAAGUUGAUGAAACCAUAUAUAUAGUGUUCAGGAAUCUUGCCAGCCGUCCAUACUCAUUGCAUGCAAAUGGGGUGUCAUAUAGCAAAAAUAUGGAGGGGCUGAAUUAUGAAGAUAACUCACCUUACUGGUACAAGUAUGAUAAUGCAGUUCAGCCCAAUUCAACUUUUACAUAUAUUUGGACAGUAAAUGACAAAGUGGGGCCAUUAAAUGAUGAAUCUCACUGUCGAAUAUGGACCUACUACUCUGGCGUAAAUCCUGAGCGAGACAUCCAUUCUGGACUGAUUGGGCCACUUCUGAUUUGUAGGAAGGGCACCCUGUCUAAAAAUCCAAUAGACACACAAGAAUUUAUGUUACUUUUUAUGACAUUUGAUGAGAACAAGAGCUGGUACUAUGACCAAAACCGGGAGAUUCUCAAGAAGACAAACCAAAAAGCAAUAAUGGACCCAAAUUUCAAUAACAAUAUCAGAUUUCAUGCUAUCAAUGGAAUUAUAUACAGUCUUAAAGGACUUCGCAUGUAUGCUAAUCAGCUAGUAAACUGGCAUCUUAUAAACAUGGGCUCUCCAAAAGACUUCCACAGCAUUCACUUUCAUGGGCAAACCUUUUUUAACAAGCAUAAAGACCCCCAUCGUCAGGGAGUAUAUCCACUUUUACCAGGAGGUUUUGCAACUCUGGAGAUGAUGCCCUCAAAGCCAGGGCUCUGGAUGUUGGAGUCUGAGGUCGGAAUCCCCCAGCAAAGAGGGAUGCAGACACUAUUUUUAGUGUUAGACAAUGUAUGUGGCCACCCUCUUGGUCUGAAUUCUGGAGCUGUUAAAGACAGUCAAAUAACAGCAUCAGAUUAUAGAGAUUACUGGCUUCCCAAUUUGGCCAGACUGCACAAUACAGGAAAGUACAAUGCAUGGAGUACAACAAAGCAAGACCAGUGGAUUCAGGUAGACUUCCAGCGGCCAGUGGUGAUCAGUAAAAUAGCUACACAGGGAGCCAAACAAUUCUUCACAUCUCACUUUGUUCUGAACUACACAAUCUUCUACAGCACAGACCGCAAAAGAUGGAGUUGGUAUAAGGGAGACAGCAAGACUUCAAGAAAGACUUUUGAAGGCAACAGGGAAGCCCAUGAAGUGAAGGAGAAUAUAUUCUUCCCACCUAUUAUUAGUCGUUAUGUGAGGCUUUACCCCUCUCAUUCAUAUAAUUAUCCAACUGUUCGCAUGGAAUUCUUUGGAUGUGAGUUAGAUGGGUGUUCUGUACCCUUGGGAAUGCAGAAUGGAAAUAUAAGAGAUUAUCAGAUCACCGCCAGUUCUGUUGCUUCCAACUGGUAUUCUAGCUUGUGGCAGCCUUGGUUGGCCCGUCUUGAUAAACAAGGAUCCAUCAAUGCUUGGCAAGCCAAGAGUAACGACAUGCAGCCAUGGCUCCAGAUAGAACUAAAUGAUGUCAAGAAGAUCACUGGAAUUGUUACCCAGGGAGCAAAGUCAAUGAAAACAGAGAUGUUUGUAACCACUUAUGUUUUAGAGUACAGUGAUGAUGGCAAGAAAUGGAUCAAGUACUCAGAUAAUGAGGACUACGAAAUAAAGAUAUUCAUGGGAAACUCUGAUAACAAUAGCCAUGUGAAAAAUUAUAUCUACCCUCCAAUAUUCUCCAGAUUUAUCAGAAUUUAUCCUAAAAAAUGGCAGAAUGCUGCCACCAUGAGGAUUGAACUAUUGGGAUGUAAUUUUGAAUAAUGACCAUUUAUCUUUGUUUCAUCCUUCUGUACUAAGUCCAUACAUUUUGGAUAUUCAUUUUCAAUGUUUGAAUCUAAUGUUUGCCACUGAUCAUACUAUAUUAUAAUGACCAAUGCAGA
Molecule: messenger RNA, 6621 nt
Organism: Ictalurus punctatus (channel catfish)
Lineage: Eukaryota; Metazoa; Chordata; Actinopteri; Siluriformes; Ictaluridae
Gene: f5
Product: coagulation factor V
Exons: 25
Coding region: 68-6502 (2144 amino acids)
Molecular function (GO): copper ion binding; oxidoreductase activity
Source: RefSeq, a predicted model, not a curated record